Messenger RNA from Fukomys damarensis (Damara mole-rat), 767 nucleotides. It is a transcript of the gene Rps5, whose product is annotated as ribosomal protein S5. Lineage: Eukaryota; Metazoa; Chordata; Mammalia; Rodentia; Bathyergidae. Gene Ontology annotation, cellular component: ribosome; cytosolic small ribosomal subunit. Gene Ontology annotation, molecular function: structural constituent of ribosome; mRNA binding; rRNA binding. Gene Ontology annotation, biological process: ribosomal small subunit assembly; translation. The coding region runs from base 105 to 719 and encodes 204 amino acids. The record is from RefSeq and is a predicted model, not a curated record. The transcript has 6 exons.
CUCCUUAAAGGCGUCGGCCCACAGUGCGUGGCCUCUUCCUGUCUCUGCCAGGGCUACGCGUGGUUCAAGCUGUCCGAUCAAGGAGAUCCGGCGGCACCCUCAGGAUGACCGAGUGGGAGACAGCUGCACCGGCGGUAGCCGAGACCCCUGACAUCAAGCUCUUUGGGAAGUGGAGCACUGAUGAUGUACAGAUAAAUGACAUUUCCCUGCAGGAUUACAUUGCUGUGAAGGAGAAGUAUGCCAAGUACCUGCCCCACAGUGCGGGACGCUAUGCUGCCAAGCGCUUCCGCAAAGCACAGUGCCCCAUUGUGGAGCGGCUCACUAACUCCAUGAUGAUGCACGGCCGCAACAAUGGCAAGAAGCUCAUGACCGUGCGCAUCGUCAAGCAUGCUUUCGAGAUCAUCCACCUGCUCACCGGCGAGAACCCUCUGCAGGUCCUGGUGAACGCCAUCAUCAACAGUGGCCCCCGGGAAGACUCCACACGCAUUGGGCGAGCGGGUACAGUGAGGCGACAGGCAGUGGAUGUGUCCCCACUGCGCCGGGUGAAUCAGGCCAUCUGGCUGCUGUGUACAGGUGCUCGGGAAGCUGCCUUCCGGAACAUCAAGACCAUUGCUGAGUGCCUGGCAGAUGAGCUCAUUAAUGCUGCCAAGGGCUCUUCUAACUCCUAUGCCAUCAAGAAGAAGGAUGAGCUGGAGCGUGUGGCCAAGUCCAACCGCUGAGUUCCCAGCUGCUGCCCAAUAAACUGUGCCCAUGGGGCAUCCCUGCCA